CAAAAUUAUAUAAAAAUGUCAGACAUUGACCUAGACGACCUUUUAGAAGACGAUCCAGAGACCAAGUACCACUCCCCAGAAGAGAUUAAGUCGGUUGAAGCGAUGAAGCUCGACCAGAAAAUGUGAGCCCUCUUCGUAAAGAAUAAGAAAAUGGAUCCUGAAGAAGGCAAGAUGAAAAUAGAUACCCUCACCUCAAUGAUAGAGCUUGCUGAAAACAAUAAAAAGAUGGAUAAAGAAGCUUACACUGAGGGCCUGAAGGAGAGCUGGCAAACUCAUAAGCAAUGGCAGCAAGAUUGCACAGAAGAUCUUGAUCUUGGUGCAGCCAAAAAUAGCCACCUCACUAGGAUAAAGAAAAGAAUUGAGAAAAUUGAAUCUGAGCUACAGACUCUAGGUGUUGAUAUUAAUAAUUUGGAUGAUGACGAUGAUGAUGGCCUCCUCAGAGAACUCAACUCCGAAGAAGACAGUGAGACAGUUGAAAUGGACGGUAUCGAUGAAAACUCAGAUGAAGAUAACCGAAACACCCACUACAAAGGUAGUAAAGUUAAUGCAGUCAAGAGACUACCAACUAUGGAAGAGAAGAAGACUGUAGUUGAACAAAGAUCUUCAGCAGUGGUCGCCGAUUUUGCCGGGAGAGAUCCUGAUGAAAUUAUGGAGGACAGAAUGAAAGAGUAUAUCAAUGCUAUUGAAUAUUUGAAAAAGAAUAAUCUUUCAAAAGACCAAAAAGCUAUCCUUGCUAUCCUUGAAAGAGCUGAGAGGAUUAAGAAACUACAGAAAAGAGAUGAUGUGGAUGUGUUCGAAAUUCCUGACCCAGUUACUCCUGAAGAUCUUAUUGGAGUGACACCACAGGAAAGAGUUAAAAAGUACCAAACAUUAGUAAACAUUAUCAACAAAACUGCAAAUAAUCUCAAAAUAAUUGGAAGUAAUAACUUCAAUAUCUUUAAGAAGACCAACAAUAAGUUGGCCAAGGAUAAUUACGACAAGUCUAUUUUCCUGUUUAAGAAGCAAAAUGAGCUGAAAGCUGAUCUGUUAAAGUUAGCAAAGAACAAGUGGCAGCCGAUGCCAGAGCUUACAACUUCUGUUGAGAAUUUUCCUGACCCCAAGGGUGCAGACCUGGAAGAAAGUGAGGUUAAGAUAAAACUCAAUAUUCCUGAAGACUUUCAAAAUGUAGGCAAAUAUUACUACAAAUUCAAAUGGAUGGAUGAUGAGGAUAACCUCAAGAAAAUUAAAGCCAAGAAUAAAGGAGAUGUGGUUGAAGUUGGGCACACCAUCGACUUCGGGCAUCACAAAAAGUUCGCUGCCCUCAAGUGCGUGGUCAAAAUCAGACUAUGGCGUUGAGGCUUAUUUGACAAAACAGUUUUUGUAUGGGAAAAUAACCUUGUCCCACUCAAGAAAGGACAGAUGAUUAAGAAGAACUUCAAAUUUGAAGACUAUAAGUUUUAUGUGACUAUCUACUCUGACAUUCAAAGUGAGGAAGCUAUGAAUGAAAUAAAAAUAGUAGAAGCUGCAUACAUCCCUCCUCCAUUUAAAUCAGCAACUGGAGGUUCUCCGAAAAAGUUCAGGAGAUCCACCACAACAAGGAGACAGACAAUCAAAGAAGCAGCUGUCGAAAAUGAAGAAGCAAAGAGGAGUGUCAAGAUUCCGGAAGGAAUCGGAAUUGAUGAAAUCAAAGACCCAGACGUCCAAAGAAAUCUCUGGAGUUGAUACUACUGUAAAGUAAUGUCCGAAAAAUUCCAACAAAAGGUUGAUGAAGCUGAGAAACAAAAGAAACCUGCUGAUAAUAUGGUCACCACGAAACUUCUGCUGUUCCAGUCCCAAAUGAUGAGCAUUCAAAGUGCUAUUGAGAACGAGCAAGUUACUUUUGAACAAUAUAUGGGCUUCCUUAAGAAAGGAAUUGGCCAUGAUAAGACCCUUCUUCAAUAUUUUGAAGACACUGGAGCCACCUCUAAAGCAAAUGCAGUCAGAUUCAGAAUCGAAUGAUUUGAAAAAGAAAUGAAUGGAGAAGUUGAAGGCACUGAGGCUGAAGAAGAAGAAGAAGAAGAAAGCGAUGGAGAUUAUUAAUCACAACAGUUC
Molecule: messenger RNA, 2070 nt
Organism: Moneuplotes crassus
Lineage: Eukaryota; Ciliophora; Spirotrichea; Euplotida; Euplotidae
Source: the annotation of a GenBank genome assembly